CGACCGAGUAGGUGAGGUCAAAAUGGCGUCAAAUUUAAGAUCCAUUCUUUGCCUUCUCCUUCUCUCUCUUCUAACCAUUGACACGGUCACCUCUGCUAAAUACAAACAAGACGAAAAGAUUGUCCUCUAUGUAAAUAAAGUCGGCCCCUAUUACAAUCCACAAGAAACAUAUCAUUAUUAUUCUCUUCCUGUUUGUGUACCUGAGAAGAUAGAGCAUCGUAGUUUGACGUUAGGGGAAGUCCUAGAUGGAGACAGGAUGGCAGUCUCUCUGUACGAUAUCCAGUUCAAUAAGUCAGUCCCUCACGCUGAACUCUGUACACUGGUACUUACUGCUAACGACAUUGCUAAACUACAAGAAGCAGUCGAGGAUCUUUAUUACUUUGAAUUUGUAUUUGAUGAUCUACUGAUGAGAGGGUUCGUGGGUCACUUGGAAGAGGGUGCGUUCCUACCGCACAACCAUCGUACCUACCUCUGGACCCACUUGCACUUCUCGUUUGGUUACAGUGGACAGGAGGUCGUUGAAGCUAAUGUUAGUACAAUAGGAGCAACGGCCUACAGUCUUGAUGAUACUGAACCACCGGUUAAAGUUACCUUUACUUAUAGUGUGUCAUGGAGCAAAUCAUUGAGGAGUUAUCAUGACCGUAAUAAAGAAUUAAAAGUAUUUUUUCCGAAAUCAAUGGAGAUUCACUGGCUUUCCGUUAUCAAUUCAGUUGUUCUGGUUUGUCUCCUCUUAGGAUUUGUGACAAUAAUUCUGAUGAGGGUCCUUCACAAUGAUUUUGCCAGAUACAAUGUUAGCGAUGAUGAUCCUGAUGACUUGAGAGAUCAAGAUAAUUACGGUUGGAAGAUUAUCAGUACUGACGUGUUUAGAUUCCCACAAAACAAAGGAUUGCUAAGCUCCAUAAUAGGUGUUGGCACUCAGUUUAUAACACUCUCUCUUGCUAUAAUUCUAAUGGCCCUGUUAGGAUUGUUUAACGUCCACAGGCAUCAUGCCAUGAAUUCAACUAGUAUAUUACUUUAUGCCCUCACGUCCUUCAUUGCUGGACUAGUCUCUACUAACUUCUAUAGGAAGAUUAAUGGAGAGAGCUGGGUCUGGAACAUCAUACUUACGUCAUCUCUGUUUGCCUUUCCUUUCUUUCUUACAUGGAGUACAGUUAAUUCUGUUGCCUGGUAUCAUGGCUCCACUCAAGCUCUUCCAUUCACUACAAUAGUACUCAUCAUGUUCAUGUGGCUCAUUGGUAAGAGAGAGGAGAGACAUAAGAGUAUAAUAGCACCCUCUAUUCAUUUCAUUUGUAUUUAAGGAGACAAUUAUUA
Molecule: messenger RNA, 1311 nt
Organism: Amphimedon queenslandica
Lineage: Eukaryota; Metazoa; Porifera; Demospongiae; Haplosclerida; Niphatidae
Product: transmembrane 9 superfamily member 1-like
Exons: 11
Coding region: 23-1297 (424 amino acids)
Biological process (GO): protein localization to membrane
Cellular component (GO): membrane
Source: RefSeq, a predicted model, not a curated record